AUGGAAUAUGCAAAAACGCGCAAAGGGCCGCUACCUGGAGGUCGCCAGGGCGCGUCUGGAGCUGGCGCUGGACGCGACAGCAUGCGAAUCGCCAGCCGAGCGAGAGGUGCUGCACGACCCAUCAGCCCCUCGCAUCCAUCAUCCCCACCAGCUGGCUUGGUGUCGGCAGGGUCUUUGCUGGCCCAGCAAUCGGCACCCGCCACUGGUGGAGUACGCCGCAUGCGAUGGACAACCGAAAUGAAUACUAACGCAUUGCGGGCGUAUUUUAGGGCGAAAUGGGGAGAAGUUGGAGGUUUGGCGUGUCGGGCUAGGAUGCAUCGUCUUUUUGCUGAGCUGGAGCCAUCUUUAACCGUCUUAGAGUAA
This is a messenger RNA of Parnassius apollo (apollo), 363 nucleotides long. The record is from the annotation of a GenBank genome assembly. NCBI's taxonomy places the organism in Eukaryota, Metazoa, Arthropoda, Insecta, Lepidoptera, Papilionidae.